GAAAGAUAAGCCAAUUCACACGGACUCGGAUCAUAUCACAGCUUGCAACUUACCCGAACAUCCAUCUAUUUCAAUACGUCGGGGAGGAUGGUGUGUGACAUCAUCACAACUUGAGACGCUUCAAAAACCAUCCUCUGGCCAAUCGACAGUUUGUCCCCCCACUAUAAAUUCCGGACAGUAAACUGGUACAAUAAUCCUCAGCUUAAUCCUCUUCUGAGAUCAAAAAGCUGUCCAACUCGACUGGUUUUAAUCCUUCACAAAGAGAAAGUGCUAUCUCAAGCCAUCAUCAUGUCUCCUCCAAGGUUCCAAAUCAAGGACAUGAAGUUCAACCGUCUGGGCCGAUCGGGUCUGCGCGUCCCGGUGUUCUCUUAUGGCGGUUGGUUGACCGUCGGAUCAGUGGCCACCGGCGCGGCCGUUAAGGAACUCAUGCAGAUCGCUUGGGAUCAUGGCUGCAAUUAUUUCGACAAUGCGGAGAUCUAUUCGAAUGGGCAAUCGGAGCUGGAGAUGGGGAAGGCAUUAAAAGAGCUAGGGUGGGAACGAAGCGAAUACAUGGUAGCGACGAAGGUAUUUUUUGGGACAGGGAAUUCAGAGGAGCCGAAUGGGCGGGGUCUUUCGCGGAAGCACGUGAUCGAGGGAGUGAAGGCCUCCCUAGGGCGACUCCAGCUGAGCUAUGUGGACGUCGUCCAUGCCCAUCGUCCCGACCCCACCGUCCCCAUGCUCGAGAUCGUGCGCGCUUUCACCUAUCUCGUCGAUAAGGGCUUCUCCUUCUAUUGGGGCACUAGCGAGUGGAGCGCUCAGCAGAUCCAGGAAGCCGCCACCGUCGCCGAAAAGUAUAACUUGAUCGCCCCGGUCGUCGAACAACCUCAAUACUCUCUGCUUCACAGGGAAAGAUUCGAAGUAGAAUAUGAUCCAAUCUUCAAGAACUUGGGAUAUGGAUCGACGAUUUGGUCGCCAUUGAAGAGUGGAAUCCUCACAGGGAAAUACAACGACGGGAUCCCAGCGGGCUCGCGAAUGGACAUCAACAAGGAGUUCUUCAAAGACUCGGUGGCCCGCUUACAGGCCGAAGAAGGCCGCCAAGAGAUCGAGAAAGUCAAGCGAUUGACCCUGCUCGCGCAAACUAAGCUCGGCUGCUCCGUCGGCCAAUUGGCCCUCGCGUGGGCCGCUAGUAAUAGCCACGUUAGUACCGUCAUCCUCGGCGCUACUAAACCCGAACAGUUGAAGGAAAACUUCGGCGCUUUGAAGAUCAUCGAUAAAUUGACCCCGGAAAUCAAGAAGGAAAUCGAAGCCAUCGUCGCUAAUGCGCCCACCCAUCCCUCCACUUAUGGCAGAUAAAUCAAUCAAAAAUUGCAUUACUGUAUCCUGUCAAGUUUUCAGUCCAAAAGAAAAAAAAAAGUUCGCAAAAAAAAGCAUGAAGACUGAAGAUAGUGACCAUUGAAAGAAAAGUCGUGUAACCUACUCAGAAUCUUACUAUGCAUGUAUGUUUAUAACAUAAGAGAAGGAUUUCUUUUCGUAUGAUGAUGAUGACGAUGAUGUUUUUCUUAUCCCCACUCAUCUAUAUUCUCAAGCAAGUUGUUAUACUAUAGUCCCCAAGUAUAGAAAAGAAAAAAAAUCAUUGUCGUUCAUCUACUGCAGAUCUAAUUUUCUUCUUAUUUUUACGAGAUGGUACAUAGAUGUUUUUGGUAUUUGUGACUAGUGAGUGAGGGAAGUCAAUCUGGAAAGACGACAAGAAAGUGGAUGGUGGAGUGGACCAGAAUUGAGUAAUUCGGGCUGAUGGGCCCCUCAAGAUUUAUCGCGCAGUGGGCUUGCUGAAAGAUAAAGUGAAAUCCAGCGGGAGUG
Messenger RNA from Puccinia graminis f. sp. tritici CRL 75-36-700-3, 1836 nucleotides. RefSeq lists its product as uncharacterized. The record is from RefSeq and is a predicted model, not a curated record. The transcript has 9 exons. The coding region runs from base 289 to 1332 and encodes 347 amino acids. NCBI's taxonomy places the organism in Eukaryota, Fungi, Basidiomycota, Pucciniomycetes, Pucciniales, Pucciniaceae.